Molecule: messenger RNA, 5217 nt
Organism: Hippocampus zosterae (dwarf seahorse)
Lineage: Eukaryota; Metazoa; Chordata; Actinopteri; Syngnathiformes; Syngnathidae
Gene: tom1l2a
Product: TOM1-like protein 2
Exons: 16
Coding region: 99-1688 (529 amino acids)
Biological process (GO): signal transduction
Cellular component (GO): endosome; membrane
Molecular function (GO): phosphatidylinositol binding; clathrin binding; ubiquitin binding
Source: RefSeq, a predicted model, not a curated record
GAAUGUGAGUUGUCCAAUAGGAUUGCUCUAAAGGCGGGGCUUAAGAGUAGCGUCUGGGCCUCCGCCUGUCACCGCCGAGCGGAUUGUUUGGUGUCAAAAUGGAGUUCUUACUGGGAAAUCCCUACAGCACUCCCGUGGGACAACGCAUAGAAAGGGCCACUGAUGGAGGCCUCCAGAAUGAAGACUGGGCCCUCAACAUGGAGAUCUGUGACAUCAUAAACGAGACGGAUGAGGGGCCAAAAGACGCCAUGCGAGCGCUGAAGAAACGACUCGGUGGCAACAAGAAUUACAGAGAAGUCAUGCUGGCGCUAACGGUAGUGGAGACGUGUGUGAAGAACUGCGGCCACAGGUUUCACGUUCAGGUGGCCAACAGAGAUUUCAUUGAUGGCGUUUUGGUAAAAAUCAUCUCCCCCAAAGCCAACCCUCCGACCAUCGUACAGGACAAAGUGCUGUCGCUCAUACAGGCCUGGGCCGACGCCUUCCGGAGUAGUCCUGAUCUUACCGGGGUGGUCCAAAUCUACGAAGAACUGAAGAGGAAGGGCAUGGAAUUCCCCAUGGCAGAUUUGGAUGCGCUGUCCCCCAUCCACACACCACAGAGGGGCACACCGGAGGUGGACCCAGCUAUGAUUAAGUACCUGGCACCCGUAACAUCUGCUCCAUCUCCAAAACCAGCCACCAACUCAUCUGCCACACACGUCGCUCCACACGGCCCCAUCACAGCAACUCCCGAGCAGGUGGCGCGGUUACGUGGCGAGUUGGAUAUAGUGAGAGGCAACAUUAAAGUCUUGUCAGAGAUGCUCACGGAGAUGGUCCCCGGCCAGGAAGACAGAUCCGAUCUCGAACUGCUCCAGGAGCUGCACAGGACAUGCCGAGCAAUGCAGCAGCGAGUGGUGGAACUCAUCUCGCGCGUGUCAAAUGAGGAAGUGACUGAGGAGCUGCUGCACGUCAAUGAUGACCUCAACAACAUAUUCCUCCGAUACGAGAGGUAUGAGCGGUACAGGUCGGGGAGAUGCGCUCACAACACAACGAUUUUGGGUGAAGCCACAGAUGACAACCUGAUCGACUUGGGUUCCGGCUCCCCCGCCGUCUUCUCACCCAGAGUGCCGUCCAGCCCGCCUCCUCACAGCACCACAGGGGCCGUUGCCUCCCCAGCCCGGAACCCCGCUGCGGCAUCGCUGACCUCUGCGCUGGCCGGCCUCGAUGUCGGUCCUGCAAGUCAACCAAGCCGCAACAACCAAGAUGACUUUGACAUGUUCGCUCAGACUCGGAGCAGCUCUUUGGCUGAGCAGCGCAAAAAUGUCAAGUACGAAGAUCCCCAGGCUCUGGGUGGCCUGGCCUCGGCUUUGGAUGUUCGACAGCACAACACGGGAGGGCUGAGGGUAGAAGGGGAUGAUAACCCAGCAGAUCAGGAGCUGCCCAUAGACAGCUGGCUUAUUACCCAAGGAAUGAUCCCUGUUUCGCAGUCUUCUGUCAUGGAUGAUAUAGAGGAGUGGCUCUGUGCUGAUGUGAAAGGUGAUCCUCAGGAUGAAGGCGUAACCAGUGAAGAGUUUGAUAAGUUCCUGGAGGAGCGAGCAAAGGCAUCAGACACAUCUCCCGCCGGGGACGACCCCGUUCAUCCUCCGCUCCCGGCUCCCGUCGGCCCUCACAAGAAAGCUGAACGGACCGAAGACGCCCUCUUUGCCUUGUAGACUCGUAAUUGAGCAUCUCCGUCGCUCCCUGUGGGCCCGUCUGAAGGUCGGCGCUUUGAAUGGUUCCCCUUGAAAAUGGUCCUACGGUCCAAUUUCAACCUCUUGCCUCUUGCUACAGUGUUUCUCCUAACAUACACAGACGACGGGCAGAUUGUGUAAUACCAUUCGUGGAAGUAUUUGAUUCGUCAAUGUGGGAUGUAGUGACGCCUUCACAUUUCUAAUGCUCCACCAAAGGAUAACGGCCUAACCUUCAAAGAAAGGGGUUUAAAACGACAAGCUUGGUUGAUGCGAGACAAACAUCAGUCAUUGUCAGGACAAACUCGUAUCGUGGGCUAAUUGCUAAUCUAAGCAUAUAUUGUUUUAAUGGUUUGCGCUGUUGUAUGCACAAGUGCUCAUUUCUCCCCAUAACUAUUCCAAGUAACAGUUAAGUGGAGUGUAGAAUCCUGCUAACAAAUCUUCAGUGAGCUGCUACAAAACAAGUGUUCACGUCCCAAGUGUUGUAAUGCUUUAAAAGAGUUGGACCAGAGAGCGAUGAAAAGACUGAUGUGCUGUAGCUUGCGACUCCAGCAUGCUGUGAUAAAUCAAGGACCACACUGGCCACACAAUGUUAACAAGCAACCCUCUAACCAAGGGGAAGAAAAACAAUCCGAAUACAGACAAUGGUGCCUGGAGAUUCGAGUGACAGUCUUAGGCGUUUUUUUUUCUCCCCCCCCCCCCCCCCACCACCUCCCAGGUACAAGCACUGUAUGGGCAGUGAAAACAACUCGUCUCGCGUCACACAAAGCAGAAAUUUGGCAGAACAAUUCUUUCCACACACAAAAAAAAGGAGGCCUCAAGAUACUUAACGCCACACGCAGUUGAAGUGUACUGUCAAACUCAACCUAAAACGAGGAGCAUUAUUUUAUUUUAUUUUUUUAAGACAACCGCACAGCCUUGCCUUCUGCAAAACUCCCUCGACGGGCUAACAAACCACAUCAAUAGCCGCUGUGUUCUAACCCUUGAAGCAAUGGAUAGUUGCAUCAACAUAUGAAGACACACAAUACAAUACUCGAUGGAACAUUUCUUUAUCACCUGCAAAAAAGAAAAAGAAAAAAAAGCUAAUAAUAUUGCAGUAGUCUACGGAGUCACUUACUCUAAUUCUAUUCUAAUUCUAAGUCUUCUUUGUUUAUAUACUCGUGACCAACACUCUCCAGCAUACCUGUGACUCUAGUGAGGAGAAGCGGUUCAAUAAAUGAAUUAAUAAAAAAACAUUCGUUUUUUUUGAGGGGGUGGGGGGGCUGGAACAAGUUAAUUUCUGUUCAUUCCAAAUGGAAAAGCUCAUUUGAGUUGCAAGGGCGUUACGAAUAUGGUCAUGGGAUUCAAUUCAACUCGUAUCUCAAGGCACCACUGUUUUGAAAAGGGACUGUUAUUAAGAUUAAGAUUAAGAAAACCUUUAUUAGUCUCGCAAUGGAGAAAUUCCAGAUUCACAGCAGCAAAGUUAUGAAAGGAAGAAGUAGAACAACAAAAAAAUAGGAGCUGCUGGAAAGGCAGCCACUCUUGCGGCGCCAUUUUGAAGUCAAAAUAACAAAAAUAACACAAGACAACACAUAGGACAGAGACAGUCGUGCAAUCUUCACCACUUUUCUGCAUACACUUUGUUGUCUGAAGCAGUUAUAGAUGAAAGAGGAGAGGAUCAAAGUGUCCUUUCACCAGUGGAUCAGAGACAUCAUGCUGAAAAUGUGCACACGUCUGCUACAGGCAAAGUUUUGAAAGCAAACACGAAGCUGUAGCGUCCAUUGACGAAAAGAGAUUAGUUCACUUCUCCUGUCCCACAUAAUCCGCUUCAAACUCCAAGCCGCGACUCCCAGCUCCAACGCUCCUUUCUUCUCAUCGUCGGCUCCUCAAGACCUCCAUCCAUCCAGCCGCAGACCGUUCAACAGCACCGAUCUCUCCGCUGAACAAAGCGGGGCUGUGAAAAAUGCUGCCCAUUACAGGCGCAAGACACAAGCGCCCCGGGACUGUCCAGCAACGACAGUCAAAUGGCGCCGACAUUCCUCCAGUCAAAAACAGUGCUGGUAUACCCAUGCUGCCGAGAAGGCGCAACCACCAAGCACAGAGUCUCCUCCUUGAUGAAUGUCGUGGCCAAAAAAUGCUGAAAAAGGUCCACAUCAAGUCCACACGACGUAACAACAAACGCAAAGUGACAAAAGAAACACAAGAACAACAAAAAAAAGCAAGGCUCAUGAGAGCACUUGCUGACGGCUGCCUACUCGGGCGCCAUCUUGACUUCAAAGCUGCAAAAAAGGAAGGGUCCCUAAUAUGCCCAUUGAUUACUUUUUGUUACGAGAAGGGAUAUUUAAUAUCUGGAAUUAUUCCAAACUGACAGUUUUCGACCACCACCCCAUCAGUAAUUAGGCCCCCUUCACUUGUACUCCUUCAAAUAUGGUUAACCUGCAGCUUGUUAACACUUUCACACUUUAAAGUUAAAAAAAAGGGAACAAAAAAUGUCAUAUUAUGAGUGUUUACAACAUGGUUCAUAUUUUUCUAGGAAAAAGGGAAGGACAUUUUGUUUUGAAUUUCUUCAUUUUGCACAUAACUAAAAAACAAAACAACAGAGAUACUUCAUUGACCACAAUAGAAAUAGCAGGUGACAUGGGUGACAAAUUGGGUGUUUAAACUGCCUGGACUGCACCAAACUAUUGUAAUCAAUUACCUGCAAGACACACACACACACACACACCUUGAUUAAAAAAUAUCAAUAAAAUAUGUUUUUAUUAAUCAUGCUAUGCAGACAGAAGGGCGAUGUAUGUAUUAUUUUUUUCCCCUGAUUGUGUAUAUAUGUUUUAACACUUUUUGAAGAACAAUAUAUUUUUUACCAUUCAUUAUUUUGAUGUCAGCAAAAUUGCUAUUUUAAUUUUCCCAUAACUCAUCUUCUCUUUUGAAACUGACAUAUGUCUUUGGUAUUUCCAAGAUCCCCAAAUUCCAUCCUAUUUAAAAAUGCAGCACUUUUAACCUCCUGCUUUGUUCCAAUUAUGCUUUGCGUGUCUAUUUUAUUUUAUUUUUCAGCUUAAGACCAAAACCCUUGUUAGUCAAAUGCAGUAUUAUUGUCUGGCUAGUCCACUGGAUUUGGUAACAAUCUUUAGAUUAAGUGAAAAAUACAUUUGCAGACCUAAACUUUAUAACUAUCUAGGAUUAGGGUUAACUAAAUUGGCUGGAAAUGAAAGAGAUUUAUUUAACAGUCAAUGUUUGAGUAAACUGUUACCGUACGGGCUAAAAAAAAUGUGGCCUGAAGUUGCUUAAUGUUGUGUUUAAAGAUUUCUGGACUUUUUAACAUGGUGUUUUCAUGAUGCAGACGUGUCGAAUGCAACAUGGACUCUUCCAAAUUCAGGUUGCGUUAUUGAUUGGCACUCAACUGUGCACAUUUUGCAUUUGUGGAUGUUCUGUGUCUGUUUGGGCCAAGCCACCUGCUGCCAUCGCUGACUGUCGGGUCUCUGUGUGUCUAUGCACGUAUGUAACUGCCCAAUAAAACACAUGUGAGACUGCUACCUCA